AGGGCCCAGGCCCCCGGCGGGCGCUACUACCUGAACCUGAGCAGCCGCUUCCGCUGGUCGGCGCUGGAGGUGUCGGUGGGGCUGUACUCGUCCCUCUGCCAGUACUUCAGCGAGGAGGACAUGGCGUGGCGCACGGAGGGGCUCGUGCCGCUGGACGCCACCUCGCCCCGCCAGGCCGUCUGCCUCACCCGUCACCUCACCGCCUUCGGCGCCAGCCUGUUUGUGCCACCCAGCCGUGUCCACUUCAUCUUCCCGGAGCCCACGUCCACCGUGAACUACGUGGUCCUGCUGACCUGCACCGUGUGCCUGGUGACCUACGCGGUCAUGGUCGUGGUCCUGAGGAAGCUGGACCAGCUGGACGUCAGCCGGGUCCGCGUCAUCCCUUUCUGCGGGCAGGGGGGCCGCUUCAAGUACGAGAUCCUGCUCCACAGCCCCCGACCCGUGUCCAGGCUGACCCCGCCGGGCGUGGACGCAGUGGCCGUGGGCCUGGUGUCCAGCGUGGUGGUCUACCCGGUCUAUCUCGUCAUCCUGUUCCUCUUCCGAAUGUCCCGGAGCAAGGUGGCCGGGGGCCGCGGCGCUGUGGGACGGCAGGUCCCGGAGUCUGACAGCCGCCUGGACUCAGCGCUGGACAGCUCCUUCCUCACAUCCACGGGGCCCCAGGCCGAGGCCUUUGCUGGACAAGUGACAGGCGACUUGUUUCUGGGUGACUCUAAAAGCCUGGUGUGCUGGCCGUCCAGUGAGGCCACGCUCAGCUGGCCAGACCUGCUCAGUGACCCGUGCAUCGUGGGCAGCGCCCUGCAGCGGCUGGCACAGGGGGCCGAGGACGAGGGCCUCUCUCUCACCAGCCCCUCUUCACCGGCCAAGUACUUCGCUGCUUCAGACGAAGCCCUGGCCCGGCAGAGCCCGGCCCCCAGCCAGGACACGCAAGGAGACACAGACCUGCUCGGCGGCCUGUGUGGCACCCCGGGAGAGAAGACGGAGGCCCUGAUGCUGCAGAGGCUGGGCCAGAAGGGGCUACCCGGCCCGGGCCUGAGCUGGGAACAGCCCCUGCCAGCGACCCUCCCCAAGAGAGGGCUGGUGGAGGGGAUGCGGCGGCGGCUUCUGCCGGCCUGGUGCGCUGCACUGGCUCACGGACUCAGCUUGCUGCUGGUGGCUGUGGCCGUGGGGGUCUCGGGCUGGGUCGGGGCCGGUUUCCCGCCCCGCGUGAGCGUGACGUGGCUCCUCUCGAGCAGCUCCAGCUUCCUGGCCUCCUUCCUCGGCUGGGAGCCCCUCAAGGUGCUGCUGGAAGCCCUGUACUUCUCCCUGGUGGCGCGGCGGCUGCACCCGGACGAGGACGACACGCUGGUGGAAAGCCCGGCCGUGGCGCCCGUGAGCGAGCGCGUGCCCCGCGUGCGGCCCCCCCACGGCUUCGCGCUCUUCCUGGCCAAGGAGGAGGCGCGGAAGGUGAAGCGGCUGCACGGGACGCUGCGGAGCCUCCUGGUGUACAUGCUCUUCCUGCUGGUGACGCUGCUGGCCAACUACGGGGACGCGUCCCACCACAGCCACGCCUACCACCUGCAGAGCGCCAUCAAGCAGGAGCUGGACAGCCGGGCCUUCCUGGCCAUCACCCGGUCUGACGAGUUCUGGCCGUGGAUGUCGCACGUGCUGCUCCCCUCCGUGCACGAGAACCAGUCCAGCCCGGAGCUGGGGCCCCUGCGGCUGCGGCAGGUGCGGCUGCAGGAAGCACUCUGCCCAGACGCCCCCGGCCCUGCCUCCCGCCCUUGCGUGCCGGCCUCGGGGGCCUUCAGCACCAGCGACUACGGCGUUGGCUGGGGGAGCGCCGCGCACGCCCCCUCGGAGGUGUGGGCCUACUCCGCACCGGACCUGCUGGGGGCCUGGUACUGGGGCUACUGCGCCGUGUACGACAGCGGCGGCUACGUGCAGGAGCUGGGGCCCGGCCUGGAGCAGAGCCGCGCCCGCCUGGCCUUCCUGCGGCAGCACGGCUGGAUCGACAACAGGAGCCGCGCCGUGUUCGUGGAGCUCACGCGCUACAGCCCGGCCGUGGGGCUGCACGCCGCCGUCACGCUGCGCCUCGAGUUUCCCGAGAGUGGCAGGGCCAUGGCCGCCCUCAGCGUGCGCCCGUUCGCCCUGCGGCGCCUGAGCGCCGGCCUGUCGCUGCCUCUGCUCACCUCGGUAAGCCCCCCCGGCCCGUGUCCCGCCGCGUCCUGGCGCCUGCCCCCCCUGCUGUGCGCGGGGCUCUGGGCCCUGCGGCUGUGGGGCGCCUUGAGGCUGGGGUCCGUCCUCCUGCGGUGGCGCUACCACGCCCUGCGCGGGGAGCUCUACCGCCCCGCCUGGGAGCCCCAGGACUACGAGAUGGUGGAGCUCUUCCUGCGCAGGCUGCGCCUCUGGAUGGGCUUCAGCAAGGUCAAGGAGCCGGACUGA
Messenger RNA from Condylura cristata (star-nosed mole), 2421 nucleotides. It is a transcript of the gene PKD1, whose product is annotated as polycystic kidney disease 1 (autosomal dominant). The annotation marks the transcript as partial. Lineage: Eukaryota; Metazoa; Chordata; Mammalia; Eulipotyphla; Talpidae. The transcript has 17 exons. The record is from RefSeq and is a predicted model, not a curated record.